AUGUGUAGAAGUGGGCUUCGACAAAGAGUUAAGGAGUUGCUCAUGACCAUCCAACCUCGCUCAUUUUUACCAACUUCACCUUCACCACCAUUGCCCUUCGCCAAGAAGCCAUUGCUACUAGGCCUAGCCAACGCUGCUCCGUGUUCACCUGUCACCAUGAGCACCACCACCACCACCAAUCUCGACGAAAUAUUCAAGCAGAAACGGGUCCUUCGAUCCAAAGUCCGCAAGUCCCUCAAGUCUAUGGACCCUUCCCUCAGAUCCCAAGAAGAUGACGCAAUUCAGAGUCUUGUUUUGGAAGCUCCAUGGUUUAAAUCUAGUCAGAGGUUGUGUGCUUAUAUAACUUGUAGUGCUCUCCAUGAAGUCGAUACUUCAAAAUUGUUGUCUCAAAUUCUGCAAAAUCCAACCAAAGAUAGGUCAACGCAAAGUGCAAAAAAGCUUUAUGUUCCGCGUGUGGAGAACAAGAAUAGUCACAUGCGAAUGCUCAACAUUUCAAGUAUGGAUGAUUUAAUUGCAAACUCUAUGGAUAUUCUAGAACCAGCUCCGGUAGAUCAUCAUGGAAAUGCACGGGAAGAUGUCUUGCAGGCAAACGACCCAGUUGAUUUGUUCAUUGUGCCUGGACUUGCAUUUGACAAAUCUGGAAGACGCUUGGGCCGUGGUGGAGGUUAUUAUGACGCUUUCCUGAGGAAGUAUCAAGAGCUUGCAGAGGAGAGGAAUUGGAUGCGACCUCUCUUUGUUGCCCUUUCAUAUUCUCUGCAAAUCAUUGAUGAUGGAGUUAUACCAGUAACUUUGAAUGAUGUACCGGUGGAUGCUCUUGUGUCUCCAGCUGGUGUGAUUCCCAUUAGCCAAGCUGCUUUAAACAGAUUUGACGACUUCUGUGUUACAUACUUAGAAGCCCCCAUAUCUGUAAAUGGCUUCCCUUGUAAACCUGAGGCAGAAGUAACUUCAGAUGAUUUUUUCUUUGAUGGGUUAAGCGAAGAGGGAAACACAACAAACAUAUUUGGUUGCAGCAAAUGUCCUUUCUUUUCCAAGCCGCAAUACUCUUGGAAUUUCCAUGAACCGAGUAGACUUUGCUCCCAUCCUCGUGCAACAGAGACUGGUGUGGUCAUUGAAAGGAAGCUACUUGUAGGAUUUAUAUCAACUAGCAAUGUGUUUCGCUCCAAAGCAUUGGCUGCUGGGCAGAUGUUUGUUGUUCCUAGGGGUCUUGUUCACUUUCAGCUAAAUGUUGGAGAAGGGAAGGCCCUCCUUUUCACAGCUUUCAACAGUCACUUGCCUGGGUCUGCCAUCGUACCAACAACUCUCUUUGCUUCAACACCUUCAAUCCCCGAUGAUGUGUUAACCAAGGCCUUCCAAGUAGGAAAUGAUGUGAUCGAUAACAUAAAAUCAAUGUUGGGUCUUAAGAAUUAUCACUUUUAUAAGGUGAUACUUGCGCUUGCCUCUGCGCCUUUCCCAUAUCCUUCACAACUCAAAUCACCUGAUUGA
Dovyalis caffra is the source of this 1482-nucleotide messenger RNA. The record is from the annotation of a GenBank genome assembly. NCBI's taxonomy places the organism in Eukaryota, Viridiplantae, Streptophyta, Magnoliopsida, Malpighiales, Salicaceae.